Molecule: messenger RNA, 3451 nt
Organism: Erinaceus europaeus (western European hedgehog)
Lineage: Eukaryota; Metazoa; Chordata; Mammalia; Eulipotyphla; Erinaceidae
Gene: ZNF783
Product: zinc finger protein 783
Exons: 7
Coding region: 206-1918 (570 amino acids)
Biological process (GO): negative regulation of transcription by RNA polymerase II
Molecular function (GO): DNA-binding transcription repressor activity, RNA polymerase II-specific
Source: RefSeq, a predicted model, not a curated record
GGCGGGGCGGGGCGGGGCGGGGCGGCGGGCGCUGUGCGCGGUCCUUCGGGCAGCAGGGGGCGCUGUGCGCGGGGAGCACGUGGCCGCCGGCGUCCGCGGCCCGUCUGUCCGUCUGUCCGUCGGCCCGUCUGUCCGUCUGUCCGCCUGUCCGCCUGCCGGUCCCUCAGUCCGUCCGCCCCAGCCGCCGGCUCCGGACGCGGCCAGCAUGGCCUCCGCGGCCCCAGGUUCGGAUAACAGACCCCCGAGCCUCGCCCCGUCGCCCCCGCCGCCCCCGCCGGCCGAGAGCUCCUACCUCUACUCCACGGAGAUCACCCUGUGGACGGUGGUGGCCGCCAUCCAGGCCCUGGAGAAGAAGGUGGACUCCUGCCUGGCCCGGCUGCUCAGCCUGGAGGGCCGCACGGGCAUGGCGGAGAAGAAGCUGGCCGACUGCGAGAAGACGGCCGUGGACCUGGGGCAGCAGCUGGAGGGCAAGUGGGCCGUGCUGGGCACCCUGCUGCAGGAGUACGGGCUGCUGCAGCGGCGCCUGGAGAACAUGGAGAACCUGCUCCGCAACAGGAACUUCUGGGUCCUGCGGCUGCCCCCCGGCAGCAAGGGCGAGGCCCCCAAGGUGCCCGUGACCUUCGAUGACGUGGCCGUGUAUUUCUCCGAGCAGGAGUGGGGCAAACUGGACGAGGGGCAGAAGGAGCUGUACAAGCACGUGAUGCGCGGCAACUACGAGACGCUGGUGUCCCUGGAUUAUGCCAUCUCUAAGCCCGACCUGCUUGCCCGCAUAGAGAGGGGAGAGGAGCCCUGCAGCCAGGAGGACAGCCUGGAGGAGGUGGCCGAACCGAGGCAGUCCGGCGCUGGACCCAGUCCCAUCAGCCCUGCUCAGGUGGACCCCAAAGCCAGACCGGAGAAGGCCCCGGAAGUUAGAGUCACCUCCCCUGCACCCAGCACUGAAGCCCGUUUGGAGCCUGUCCUGACGGGGUGCCCUUCCUCGGCACCUGCAGCCGGCGCCCCCAUGCCGCUGCCCUGGGUCAAGCAGGAGCAGGAGGAAGACGCCUCAUCCCUUUCCUCCUCCUCCUCCUCCUCCUCCUCCUCCUCCUCCUCCUCCUCCCGACAGCUACCAACCUCAUCACCCAGGGCAGCCAGGCUGGGCCAGCGGCCAGGUGGCAGUGCUGUGCUCAUCAAGAUGGAGGAGGUGAGGCCUUCGAGCCCGAGCCAGCCCAGCACCCCCCGAGGGCUCAGGAGCAGGACGGUGCCUCCCAGACCGAGCCAGCCCAGCACCCCCCGAGGGUCAGGGUCGGGGAGCAGCCCGAGGCCCCCCAGCCUGAGGCAGCCCAGCACGCCCGGGAGCAGCACGGGGGCUGGAGCAGCACCGCCGCCGGGAGCGACCCUGUCCCCGGGGACCCCCCCGGAGCCGGCCCGGGUGCUGCCCCGCCAGCGCCAGCGGGAGCAGGCCUUCCCCUGCCCGGACUGCGGCCAGAGCUUCCGCCUCAAGAUCAGCCUGACCAUCCACCAGCGCGCACACUCUGCGCAGCCCCGGCCGGCCCUGGAGCCCCUGGAGCCCGGGGAGGUGGUGGCGCGGGGCCCGGUGAUCCACUGGCUGGCCGGGGGCUCCGGGGGCUCCGGGGGGUGCGGGGGCCGGCGCUCCAGGGUGUUCCACUGCAACCAGUGCCUGCGCUUCUUCCCGCAGCGCAAGAGCCUGUUGCUGCACCAGCGGCUGCACACGGGCUCCGGCGCCUGCCCGGCCUGCACCUACUGCGGCAAGGCCUUCCGCCGGCCCUCCGACCUCUUCCGCCACCAGCGCACCCACACGGGCGAGCGCCCCUACCGCUGCGGGCAGUGCGACCGCACCUUCAAGCGCAGCCACGACCUGGCGGUGCACAUGGACGUGCACGCGCGCGCCCCCGGGGGCCCCCACCGGGAGGAGGGCUGAACCUGGGGGCUGCGGGGGGCGGCUCUCCAAGCACCCCCUGGCACCCGAGGCCUGCUCUGGGGGCCGCAGGGAGGAGGGCUGGGCCUGGGCUCGGGGUCUGCCAAGCGUCCCCUAACCCACCAGGUCUGGAGGGGGGAGGGGGGCUGGGCCUGGGGCUUGCAGGGUGCCUCUCGGAGGCCCCUAGCCCCCCAGGCCUGCUCGCCGUCACAGGGAGGAGGGCUGAGCCUCUGGUAUGCGGCGGACAACCCGGCAGGCCUCCAAGCCCCUCCCUGCUGAGGAGCCCUCCUCUGGCUCUCCUGGGCCUCCCUCUAAUUCUGGGCACCCCUCCCUACCCGCCAGAACCUCAACCUCAGGCCUUUCCCCUGCAGCCUAAAGCUGUUCCUUCUUCACCCGGGCAAUGUCGGAGAUUUUUUUUUUUUCUUCAACCACCAGGAGGCAGUGGCACUGUGGUGUUCUCAGUUUUUUGUUUUGUUUUUGCUGUCACUUCUACAUUCCUGACUCCCUGGGGCUCGCUCUUGUAGGUGUAGGGAGGGCCAACUUGGGGGGUGUGGGGGCGGGAGGUGUGACAGGUCUGCUGGCAGCAGAUGUAAUGACAGGACCCCGCUGGCCUGCGCAAGAAGCAGAGGCCACCUGCUUUAUUUUUUGGGGGGGAGAUGGACAUUUUCCAAUUUCCAAGUGCACUCAAAAGUGCCACAGUUGCUAUGCGGACGGAUUUUUUAAAAAGUCCUUCCCAGCUCUGCUUUCCCUUCUGACAAUAGAUCUUUCCACCCUGAUUCAGAGUGUGUGUGUGUGUGUGUGUGUGUGUGUGUGAGAGAGAGAGAGAGAGAGUGGCGCAGAGGUUUGGUGCAGUGAGCGGACUUCCCCCAUGGGCUGCACCUCCUUGCCUCCCAGCUCUCUGGAUUUUUUUUUUUUUUGGGGGGGGGAGACGUUCUUGACCAAAGCAGUGAGGUUUGAAGAUGAGAGUUCAGGCAAUACGGUAUGAGGCCUCCAGGGGACGUCUUGGCCACAGCUGGCUCUCCCUGCCUAAAUUAUCCCCCUGAGGCUACCCCGAAACUACGGGGCUGGGAGGACCUCAGCUGUUUUGACUGUUGCCUCAUUUGCCUCACACCAUGGGGAGCGGCCUGUCCCCUGGCUGUACCACCUCCUGCUCCUUUCCCACCCCCGCGUGUCCCCCCAAAGUAACGAGCUGGUGGGGUGAGGGGACCAGCCAGUGACAGCGGGGCCAGGAUCCCCUGGGCGUGCUUAGCAGUGUCCCCCCCCCCCAUCCAGCCCUAGGUUCUGCUUGUCUGCCCUGGCUCAGGUGCAGGGAGAGCCGGCAAGGGACUCUCUGGGGGCGUCCCCGGCCCGGGUCCUCACGGUAAACGCCCAGUGUAAAUACAGGCGCCCCCCACGGAAGCGCGAGACCCCGAGUCAUGGCAAGGCACCGGCGCACCCUCUCCUUGCCAAGCGUUCGCCGCGCGGUGCUGAGUAUGCUGGUAUGACCUGGGACGGUCGCGCCCUUCUUGGUGCUCAAUAAAGACGUUGGAAUCCUUG